UCCAGAGUCAAACCUCAGAGCUUAUCAGACAGGGCGUUUUCACAAUGAGUGGGUGCCCAUUUUUAGGAAACAACUUUGGAUGUGCCUUUAAAAAAUUAUCCAUAGAAGGCAAUGAAGAAGACAAAUCACAAACCGCUGUGAACAGAGCCAGCAAAGGAGGACUUCUCUAUGGAAACUACCUGCAUUUGGAAAAGGUUUUGAAUGCACAGGAACUUCAAAGUGAAAUAAAAGGAAAUAAAAUCCAUGAUGAACAUCUUUUUAUCAUAACUCAUCAAGCUUAUGAACUCUGGUUUAAGCAAAUCCUCUGGGAAUUAGAUUCCGUUCGAGAGAUCUUUCAGAAUGGCCAUGUCAGGGAUGAAAGGAACAUGCUGAAGGUUGUCACUCGGAUGCACCGGGUGGCGGUGAUUCUGAAACUACUGGUGCAGCAGUUUUCCGUUCUGGAAACCAUGACAGCCUUGGACUUCAACGACUUCAGAGAGUACUUAUCUCCAGCAUCGGGCUUCCAGAGUUUGCAAUUCCGACUCUUAGAAAACAAGAUUGGUGUCCUUCAGAGUUUGAGGGUCCCUUACAACAGAAGACAUUAUCGUGAUAACUUCAAAGGAGAAGAUAAUGAACUGCUGCUUAAGUCGGAGCAGGAGAAAACACUGCUGCAGCUAGUGGAGGCAUGGCUGGAAAGAACACCAGGUUUAGAGCCACACGGAUUUAACUUCUGGGGAAAGUUUGAAAAGAACACUGUCAAGGGCCUGGAAGAAGAAUUCACAAGAAUUCAGGCUAAGGAAGAGUCAGAGGAAAAAGAGGAACAAAUGGCUGAAUUUCGGAAACAAAAAGAGGUGUUACUCUCCUUAUUUGAUGAGAAACGUCAUGAACAUCUCUAUAGUAAAGGUGAAAGACGACUGUCAUACAGAGCACUUCAGGGGGCCUUGAUGAUAUAUUUUUACAGGGAAGAGCCUAGAUUCCAGGUGCCUUUUCAGUUGCUGACAUCUCUCAUGGACAUAGACACACUCAUGACUAAAUGGAGAUAUAACCAUGUGUGCAUGGUGCACAGAAUGCUGGGCAGCAAAGCUGGCACCGGUGGGUCCUCUGGCUAUCAGUACCUGCGCUCAACAGUGAGUGACAGGUACAAGGUAUUUGUAGAUUUAUUUAAUCUUUCCACAUAUCUGGUUCCCCGACACUGGAUACCGAAGAUGAACCCAAUUAUUCACAAGUUCCUUUACACGGCUGAAUACUGUGACAGCUCUUACUUCAGCAGUGAUGAAUCAGAUUAAAAUCAUCUGCAAAAAUCUAUGAAGACAUCGAUUUCUCAGCCUGCAUUUUUAAAAUUUUUCUACGAAUUUUCAUGAUACACAAAGAGUCCUACUGUAAUAUAUGUAUAUCUAUAUAUAGAUAGAUAAGCACUGUGGUGCUCUGACUCAAUCCUGUAAAUAAUUUUAUUGACUCAUUUUUUGUGAUAAUAGAAGACUAAACAUUAAGAUAGGCAAUCAGUUGAAUUGUAACAUUGUACAUAGAAGAUUUUCCUAUUAAAAACUCAGUGUCCCCUGAUACUUACCUUAAUAUAACCAUUUAACCAUUUAACACAAUCAUUAUCUCGUUUCAUACUUUAAUGAGCUUGUAAACUUCAGCUACUUCAAAUA
Molecule: messenger RNA, 1631 nt
Organism: Neomonachus schauinslandi (Hawaiian monk seal)
Lineage: Eukaryota; Metazoa; Chordata; Mammalia; Carnivora; Phocidae
Gene: TDO2
Product: tryptophan 2,3-dioxygenase
Exons: 12
Coding region: 45-1265 (406 amino acids)
Molecular function (GO): heme binding; metal ion binding; L-tryptophan 2,3-dioxygenase activity
Source: RefSeq, a predicted model, not a curated record